GGGUUAAGUGGACCGUGAGUCCAAUGGCAAGCACGGGUUAAAUGCAAAUGCGUAUAUGCAAAAAUCAAAAAUCGGGAAAAAUAUUCUAUUAAACGCAUUGCGGUUUCGGGCUUAAUUGCAACCCGCUGGCUGGCCAUGAAUUAUCCUGCGGAAAUGUCCUGCCGCUGGGAGCACGCCCUCCGCUGGCGUUUGUUUGUACUCCCGAAUUGCCAACGCAUUAAUCGCACUUGACUGAUCAGGCGAGUCCGCGUGGCAUGCAACCGUGUAGUCCAGCGGGAGAAGUCGCAAUGAUGCCGCCGUCGAAGAGUCCCGUGAUGGAGAGUGCCGCCUCCGACCAGAAUCAGCAGCAGGAGGAGCAGAGCGCUAAGAGGGCGUGUCCCUUGAAGUUUUCCAUAGCCAAGAUCAUGGAACCGGAUCACAGGCAAAGCCAAGUUACUCAGCCUAUUCCAAUCCAGUUUCCCACCAACAACGAAGAAGAAGAGGAUGAGGAUCCAGAAAUCGAUGCCGAUUCGGAGCGAUCCUGCAGCCCCAUCGAGGUGAUCAGCUUGGAUCAUUCGCCCACGACGGCGGUGAACUAUGAUUCCGCUUUCAAGAAGUAUGUGCCGGGUCCCUGUUCGGGCGCCACUGCAUCGGUGGUGAACUCACCUUCGAGCUCGGCUGCUGUGCAGCAGUUUGUGAGCUCCCGCCACCAGGAGCUGCUCUCCCAGUACCCCCUGCUCUACUACGCCCCCAAUCAGCUGAUGUGCGCCGCAGCUGCCGCUCAAUAUGCCGCAUUGACCGCCCAACAACAGUCGCUGGCCAGUGCUGCCCACCUGAGCAGCUUCACCGCCUCCCUGAAUGCCAGUUUGCAUCAUUCACAGUCGCUGCGCAGAAAUCUAGGUCAUCCUUUGGCUGCGGCAGCUGCUGUGGCCGCGGUGGCCCAAUCCCAAGCGGUUCCCAAUCUCCAACAGAGUUUAGAAAAAUCACCAGUGGCACAGAGGUCGAUGGCUCAGACGGCGGGAUUGCAGGCGAAUCUUAAGAGGAAGCGAUCGCCGCAGGAUCAGGGAUCCGGCGAGGUGACUCCCCCACCCGCUUCAACUGCCACUUCUAGUGCCGGAGGACCACGAUCUCGUUCAGCUUCACCCCAAGGAUCCAUCGAGGACAGCAGUCCGGGAUCGGCGAAUGGCGGCGGCAAACCGAAGACCUUCUCCUGCCUGGAAUGCGGCAAGGUGUUCAAUGCCCACUACAACCUCACCCGCCACAUGCCCGUUCACACGGGAGCCCGGCCAUUUGUGUGCAAGGUGUGCGGCAAGGGAUUCCGGCAGGCCUCCACUCUCUGCCGGCACAAGAUCAUCCACACGUCGGAGAAGCCGCACAAGUGCCAGACCUGCGGCAAGGCCUUCAAUCGCUCCUCCACCCUCAACACCCAUUCGCGCAUCCAUGCGGGUUAUAAGCCCUUCGUUUGCGAGUACUGCGGCAAGGGCUUCCACCAGAAGGGCAACUACAAGAACCACAAGUUGACGCACAGCGGGGAGAAGGCCUACAAGUGCAGCAUCUGCAACAAGGCCUUCCAUCAGGUGUACAACCUCACCUUCCACAUGCACACGCACAACGAUAAGAAGCCCUAUACUUGCCGCGUUUGCGCCAAGGGAUUCUGCAGGAACUUUGAUCUCAAGAAGCAUAUGCGUAAGCUGCACGAGAUCGGUGGAGAUCUGGACGAUCUGGAUAUGCCAUCGACUUAUGACAGGAGGAGGGAGUAUACGCGCAGGGAGCCUCUGUCCGCGAGUUACGGACAAGCAUCCGGACAACUUACCCCGGACUCGAGUUCUGGAAGUAUGUCGCCGCCCAUAAAUGUGACUACCCCUCCACUUUCCAGCGGGGAGACCAGCAAUCCAGCCUGGCCGAGAUCCUCGGGAUCUCAGUAUCCCCCCGCCGGUUUCCACCAUCAACUGGGAGGAGUGGCGCCACCACAUGAUUAUCCCAGUGGCUCCGCCUUCCUGCAACUUCAGCCGCAGGGGCAGCAACAUCAUCAUCAUCAGCAGCAGCAACAGCAGCAGCAGAGACUCUCGGAGACCUUCAUAGCCAAGGUGUUUUGACAGCGAUACUAUGCGGAUAGCCUGAACAGCUCCACGGGGUCGACGACUUCGGCGACCAGUUCUACGGUGACCACCACCACGACGACCAUAUCAUCCAUGGCCAGUUCAAGGAGCGAUCUACUGAUCGACUGACUGCAGUUUGUGGCAGCGGCAGCCGCUGCUAGCAGCUCGAAUUCCGGGCAGGAACCCGGCGAGUCCCCAUCCCCGGAACUCGGAUGCACGGCUCUGGGCAGUGCAGUCCGGGCACUGAAUGGACUCUUCUAAGGACUCACCCACCACUCUAUCCAGAUAUCCACCCCCCGAAGAAGAACCUCAACAGCCACCAAAUGGUUUCAACUUGUGCAAUACCCCACUCAGAAUAUAAACACGAUGACCCAACCGCUCAAGACAUUUCUCCUCCAACCAGCGUUUUGUAUAUAGUAUAUCCCUAAGAAGUCCCAUAUUGAAACACUCUAUUUAAGCAGCUCUCUCGAUGUAUAGAUGUAGUUAAAGGAUUUACCUAGUUAGUCACGAAUGUGUAGGGCUCUGAGUUCUGUGUAGAUAGGCUACACGGAUCCUCGAGAGCAAAGUUUCGAUAUGUGUUAGAGCUUUUUUGGGGUCUGUCAACCGAAAUACAUUAACGAAAGUGUAUCUUAGAGUUGUACUAGAUAUCUGUACUGUACGUAUAUCCCUAAGUGUCUGUGUAAUCCAACGCAAAAGUAAAGAAAUUGAGAAAC
This is a messenger RNA of Drosophila takahashii, 2791 nucleotides long. RefSeq names its product earmuff (gene erm). NCBI's taxonomy places the organism in Eukaryota, Metazoa, Arthropoda, Insecta, Diptera, Drosophilidae. The record is from RefSeq and is a predicted model, not a curated record.